AUGUUCUGGCGUUUUGGCGGCUAUGCCAACAUCUCAACCAUAGAUACCCUCCUUGACAAAUCAGAUGUCACGCUUGAAGAGCUGCUAGACGAGUCGGAUCUAAUCCAAGAGCUGAAACAGCACAACACCAAGCUGAUAGAGUUCUUGCGGGAUGAAAAUACUCUACAGAGAUUGUUGAAAUAUGUUGUUGCGCCGGGUCCAGACGUGAAGAAUGGUGACGGAGAAGACGAUGAGGCUGCUUCGAAGGAAAAGGGGAAAGGGAAAGACCUGACUGUCAAAACCUCACCAGAUACAGAGAAAAGCGAUGAAGAACAAGAGAAGACGGAGAAACUCAGGCUUAAAUACGCAUACGUCGCUUGCGAAGUACUUUCCUCGGAGACAUGGUCCAUACUGGAAGCUUUGAUGACCAAUACUGCACACCUUCAGGAGUUCUGGGACUUUCUGAGAAGCUCUCCACCUCUGGAUCCCCUUCAAGCGGGGUACUUCACCAAAGUCAAUGAAGCGCUUUUAGAGAAGAAAACGGAGGAAAUGUUGGAUUUCUUCAAAUCUUCUCCGGGGACUGUCCCAGCGAUGCUGCAACAUGUUGAUUGUCCAAUGGUCAUGGAUCUGUUGCUCAAGAUCAUAAGCCUUGAAAAAGCUGAAGGCGGGCAGGGCAUUGUAGAUUGGCUUCAAUCGCAAGAUCUUAUUCCGACCCUUCUCUCCUAUCUUUCGCCUGACUCUCCAUCGUCAACGCAGACGUCAGCUGGCGACUUUCUGAAAGCCAUCAUCACUAUUUCUGCGAAUGCAUCUCAGAAUGAGCAAUCUUGCAUUGGACCAAACAGUCUCACAAGACAGCUUGUCUCGGAAUCCUGCAUGCAAACUCUCAUAACUUCGAUGCUACAUGGUGGUAAUCCGUUGACGGUUGGCGUCGGAAUUGUCAUUGAAGUCAUUCGCAAGAAUAACUCAGAUUAUGACCCCGAGAAUGGCCACAAUCCGGAUGCGCCCCCAACAAACCAUGAUCCUAUCUAUCUUGGAACGUUGCUGCGGAUGUUUGCGAAGCACGUGCCCGAUUUCAUGGAGUUGAUUCUCAGCUCGAAGCAUACAGUUACAGAUGGUGAAACGACUAGGGUAACUGAAAGAGGUAAACUGAGCUCCGCCUGGGGCACUGAAAUUGAGCCACUAGGUUUUGAUAGAUUUAAAACCUGCGAGUUGAUGGCCGAGCUCCUCCACUGCAGCAACAUGGGCCUACUCAACGAGCGAGGUGGUGAGGAAUUCAUCCGUCAACGUGAUGCAGAGCGAGAUCGACUUCGAGCCGCCGGAGCCUUUGCGCCGCACAAAGAGGAAGAAGAUUCCGCAGUCGAUAUAUCAGGGGAGUCCAGUGGAUAUGCUAAUGGUAACGUCGAAGCGUCUAGUGAAGAGUUGCGCAUUGCCAACAGCAGCGAAGAAGACGGUUUCGAAACUGUUGCGGCUCCUGAAAAGAGCGAAGAGUCUAUGACAGGGGAUGACUCGACCACAUCUGAGGAUGCUUUUACAGAGAUUCAAGAUAGAUCGAAGCUAGAGCUUGGAGAUGAUCUUGUGGAUGAGCCACUAUCACCGAAGGUCAGGACCAUUGUCGAUAAGAUGGAUGAUGAAGCUGAAAUCUCGUCUCCUCUGGGGAUGCCGAGUUCUGGUCCACUAUCGCCUACCACUGCAAAUCUGGAAGAGGGAGUCCGGCGGGUGAGCCUCGAGGAUACAACCAUGGCAUCUCCUCCAAAUGAAACGGAGGAUUCCACUGCGGUGCAGCCAGACGCCCCAAAUCUGAAAGCAGACAGUUCAAAUCUGUCAGGACCAUCACCACACCCCGAAGACACUCCCGCGCCAUUGUUUUCAAAGUCUCCUGAUGGCAAUAAAACACCCACAGCACAAAGUCCCGAACCCGCAGCCAGUCCCACAACAUCUCGAAACGACAUGGCUGAAACGUCCGAAGUCCAGCCAGAAGGUGAUACCUCUGUCAACGUGGAACCAAACACAUCUACCAUCGACUCGACCAUUGAGACGGACAUAGAUGGCACACCCGUCGUGGGCGACUACCUGAAGAUCAUGUUUGUGGAAAAUAGGGUGGUUCCAACAAUAUUGAGCUUCUUCUUUCGGUUUCCAUGGAAUAACUUUCUUCACAACGUAGUGUACGAUGUGGUGCAACAGGUCUUCAAUGGGCCGAUGGAGAGAGGCUACAACAGAUCUGUCGCCAUCAACCUUUUCGAGUCUGAGUCGAUCACAGAGCAGAUCAUAGAAGGCCAGAGAAGAAGCGAUGAAGCGCAGCAAAAGAAAAACAUGAGACUAGGCUACAUGGGGCACCUCACGCUGGUUGCCGAAGAGGUGGUAAAGUUUAGUGAACGACAUCCAGCGGAAUUAUUGUCCCAAACCGUUAUGGACAAGGUUUUGGAUAAAGAAUGGAUCGACUAUGUCGAGCAAACGUUGUCCGAGACCAGAGAACGAGACAAUGCCAUUCUUGGGGGUGUCCGACCAGACAUGUCGGUUGGCCCCAGGCAGGCGGUUCUCAACGCUGUGAAUGCAUCUCAGGGAUUCGGAAACUCGGCAGCAUUGGCCAAUGCCGGUCUCAACGGAGGUAUCGGCGGCCAGCAAGGCCUUGACAGCAUCGAGCUAUCAAAUAACGGCAGUGCCUCCAGCGCUGCAUUCGGAUCAACAACGAGUGGCUCCUUGCUGAGCGGCUUUGGUAGCUCAAGUGACGAUGAAGAUGAGGAGAUGGAUGAAGCGGAGGAAGAUGAUUCGUCACGAGCGGCUGCUGCGGCUGCUGCUGCAACAGCUUUGUCGACUGCUGAUACUGGCGUGACCGAGAAUAAUAGCGAUGCACCCAUACCCUUAAUUCCACCGCCGCCAGCACCUCUUAACAUUCCCCCUUCAAGAGCUCGCCGUCAACUUGCUGCCCGUCUCGCCCUCCAUAAACAAAAAGCCGAAGAAGCCACAGCCACAGCGGCAGCGGAAGAAGCAGCAGCACGCAACUCCGAUGACCCCUUUGCAAGUCUUGGCGACCGAGAUGAAGGAGACGCCAGUGAUCCAUUCACCCUCGAUGAAGAGGAGGAGGAUAUCACCUCGAGUGGACGGAGGGACAAGAAGCGCCAAGCUCCAUCAGAAGCCCGCCAAGGGUUCUCUGUCGGUCGGGGUCUAACUUCACUGUUCUCAUCGACCUCGAGAAAUAAAGGAGGUGCUGGCGGAGACGAGGACGAAGAGAUGAGAAGGCUACCCUCUCCAGCAGAAGAUGAUGAGGAUGACGAGGAUGACGAGGACGGAUCUUCGGGUUCGUCAAGUGGAGAACAGCACUAUCCGGCAGAAGCAGCGCCGAGCCAAGAGAGGAUCCCGUUAGAGACCGAUGAGGACGAAGACGAGGAGAUGGGCGAGAUGGUUGCACCGUCGGAAGAUGCGGAUGAGGAUGCGGAGGAAGAGGAGGAAGAAGAGGAAGAAGAAGAGCAAUCAAAUAGCAGUGAUGAUCAGGCUGCAGGGGAGGUGCUGAGUCCGGUGGAGAAGGAAAAGUUGAGAGGAAGUUUUGGGAGUACGGGAUCCGUGGGUGGGUCAAGACCUGCUGAUGUGGGGGGUAGGAGGAGCGGGGAGCGGGAGCGGGAGCGGGGUGGGAAUGAAGACGACGAAGAGGACGACGAAGAAGAAGAAGGCGAGGGUUUGGUGGAAAUUGCCAUGCCUAGCAGCGGUGGUCGGCGGAUGACCUGA
This is a messenger RNA of Endocarpon pusillum Z07020, 3699 nucleotides long. RefSeq lists its product as uncharacterized. Gene Ontology annotation, molecular function: protein phosphatase regulator activity; protein phosphatase binding. The transcript is spliced from 4 exons. The record is from RefSeq and is a predicted model, not a curated record. Bases 1 to 3699 code for a protein of 1232 amino acids. NCBI's taxonomy places the organism in Eukaryota, Fungi, Ascomycota, Eurotiomycetes, Verrucariales, Verrucariaceae. Gene Ontology annotation, cellular component: cytosol; nucleus.